GCGAUCGGUCGGCUGAGCGUGAGCGGUGCCGUGCGGCGCGGGCCAUGGCGGGCUGGGGCUCGUUCUACCGGGGCGAGGGGCUGGAGGAGGAGGAGGAGCAGCAGCAGGAAGAGGAGGAAGGGCCUGAGGCUGUCGCGGAGCAGAGGUUUUCGGGCCGGGACAGCCUCAUCUUCUUGGUGGAUGCCUCCAAGGCCAUGUUCGAAUCCCACGGGGAGGCAGAGACUCCUUUCGACAUGACCAUCCAGUGCAUCCGGAAUGUGUAUACCAGCAAAAUUAUCAGCAGUGACAGGGACCUGUUGAGCGUUGUGUUCUAUGGUACAGAAAACAACAAGAAUUCGGUAGAUUUCAAGCACAUUUAUGUUCUCCAGGAGCUGGACAAUCCAGGUGCGAAGCGUGUUCUGGAGCUGGACCAGUACAGGGGAGAGGAAGGCCGGGCCCUGUUCCGGGAGAGCUUUGGCCACAGCGCUGACUAUUCCCUGGGUGAGGCGCUCUGGGCCUGCUCCAACCUCUUCAGUGAUGUCCGUGUCAGGCUGAGCCACAAGAGGAUCAUGCUCUUCACCAACGAGGAUCACCCACAUGCCAAUGACAGUGCUAAAGCCAAGCUGGCCAGGACCAGAGCUGGUGAUCUGAGAGACACAGGUAUCAUCUUGGACCUGAUGCACUUGAAGAAGCCUGGUGGGUUCGAUAUCUCUUUGUUCUACAGGGAUAUUAUAAAUGUAGCAGAGGAUGAGGACCUUGGGAUCCAGCCUAGAGAGUCAGAGAAACUGGAACAUCUCAUGAAGAAAGUACGAGCAAAGGAGACAAAAAAAAGGGCUUUAGUCAGGCUAAAUCUGCAUCUGGGCAAAGAUGUGGCCCUUUCUGUUGGUGUUUACAACCUUAUUCAAAAAGCUUAUAAACCACAUCCAGUGAAGCUUUAUCGGGAAACUAAUGAACCUGUUAAAACCAAAACAAGGAUGUUUAGUGGAAAAACAGGCAGCCUGCUCCUGCCCAGUGACACUAAAAGGGCUCAGACAUAUGGAAACCGACAGAUUGUGCUGGAGAAAGAGGAGACGGAAGAAUUAAAACAGUUUGAUUCUCCAGGUUUGGUUCUGAUUGGCUUCAAACCACUUUCAAUGCUAAAACAGCACCACCAUGUCAGGCCCUCCCAGUUCAUCUAUCCUGAGGAGUCCCUGGUGAGAGGGAGUACAACUCUAUUUAAUGCCCUCCUGAUGAAGUGCUUGGAGAGGGAGGUGAUGAUGCUGUGCAGGUACACCCCUCGCCGCAACGUCCCUCCUCGCUUUGUGGCCCUGGUUCCCCAGGAGGAAGAGCUGGAUGAGCAGAAAGUGCAGAUAGCCCCUCCAGGUUUCCACAUGAUUUUUCUACCCUAUGCAGAUGACAAACGUAAUGUUGAUGUUACAGACAAUGUGCCAGCCAGCCAAGAGCAGGUGGACAAAAUGAAGGAAAUAAUUCAGAAGCUGAGGUUCAAAUACAGGGCUGACAGCUUUGAGAACCCAGUUUUGCAGCAGCACUUCAGGAAUUUGGAGGCUUUGGCGCUGGAUAUGGUGGAACCAGAACAAGCUGAGGAUCUUACAAUGCCAAAGUCUGAACAGAUGAGCCACAGGCUGGGCAACCUGGUGGAUGAGUUUAAGCAGCUGGUUUAUCCCCCUGACUACAAUCCUGAUGCGAAGGCUGUAAAGAGAAAACAAGCUUCUGAUGGUCAAACUGAGAAGAGGCCCAAGGUAGAAGUCUCAGAAGAUGAGCUGCGGUGUCAUGUGCAGAAGGGCACUCUAGGCAAGCUCACUGUAUCUAUCCUGAAGGAUGCAUGCAGGUUUUUGGGGUUGAGGGGUGGAAGCAAGAAGCAGGAGCUUGUAGAUUCUUUAACUGAAUACUUUAAUGAGCACUAAGCUGGAGAGUGUGGCCCUGGUUUACUUCUGUCUGCUUAGAAUCUUGAUUGUCUUAUGUGGGUGCUGUGUCUACUUAAUCUUGCUAUGAAAGAGAUGGCAACUAAGUGUUGCUCUGUAGCAGUGGAGAAACUUUUUACUUAGUUGUGAAACAUCUCUGCAAAGUUGGAUUCUGUUGACAGUAGGUAAAGGCAGAACUAAAUUCCCUGUGAAUUCAGGUCACCCACUGCACAUGGACAGAGUUGUGCCUUGCUGGUUUCUUAAUAAAAGUUUGGAUCUUUUCCUUUG
Molecule: messenger RNA, 2168 nt
Organism: Melospiza georgiana
Lineage: Eukaryota; Metazoa; Chordata; Aves; Passeriformes; Passerellidae
Gene: XRCC6
Product: X-ray repair cross complementing 6
Exons: 12
Coding region: 45-1883 (612 amino acids)
Biological process (GO): cellular response to X-ray; telomere maintenance; double-strand break repair via nonhomologous end joining
Cellular component (GO): Ku70:Ku80 complex; nucleus
Molecular function (GO): telomeric repeat DNA binding; DNA helicase activity; double-stranded DNA binding
Source: RefSeq, a predicted model, not a curated record